UACCGAUAGUUCGUAUGUAGCAUUACCAAUAUUAUCUCAAAAUGGGAAAGAUAACCUUAGAUAUGCUGGCGAAAUCUCCAAGCCAUACAAAGAAAAGAAGAGAUGAAACUGUGCAACAAUACGUGCGGAGGUUGACCCACUUGUAUUUUUCAGAGAAAAACAUUGAUGAAAUUGAUAAUCUUCAUCACUGCCGAAAUCUAUCAGUUCUCUACCUUUAUGACAACAAUAUUGCAAAGAUCAAGAAUCUUGGUUUUGCAACCAGCCUAACACAUUUAUACCUUCAGAAGAAUGAGAUUACUAAAAUAGAGGGACUUGACAAUCUUAGGAGAUUAACAAAGUUGUACCUUGGUUCUAAUUCCAUCACAGUUGUGGAGGGGUUGGAGAAACUGGAAAGUCUUCGUGAGCUUCACAUUGAAAAACAAAAUCUACCUCCUGGUGAAAAGCUUCUCUUUGAGCCAAGAUCACUUGAAGCUCUUUCUAAAUCACUAUGUGUGCUGAAUAUAUCUGAAAACAACAUAGAUUCUGUGGAGGAGCUGAAAUGUCUCAAGAACAUGACACAGUUUUUCACAGAAAACAACUGCCUCUCAGAUAUGAAGGAGCUUUCAAGAGUUUUUGCAUCUUGGCCAUCACUGUGGAGGUUAGAACUGACUGGAAAUCCUAUUUGUAACAAGAAAAAAUACAGGGACAGGGUCAUUGUUAUGUCCAGGUCAUUAGUUAUGCUUGAUGGCAAGGAAAUCAAUGAGACUGCCAAACGAUUUUUAAUGAACUGGAAAGCCAGCAGAGAUGCAAGAAGGAAACAGAGGAAACAGCUGCACUUCCUUGAAGGGGGAGCAUCAAAUCUCAUAUCAGAUUCAUCAAAUGCAUUUUCAAGUAUACCUUCUCUUCCACCCAUUCAGGGGCUACCAAAUGCUGACGGGGAAUAUAUGAUAAACCCUGGAGUAAAUCCGUUACUUUAUGAAGGAGUUGUAGCCAGUGGAUCCCAGUCAUUAGCACUACCUAGGGGCACAAAACCAUUUGCAGCUAUAAUGCAAGCAAGAGCUCCAAACUCAACACUUUUAAACAGGAAACCUGCUGAGGAUGUGUCACAAUCAAGGUUUCCAAACAUCUUUGCACCACCACGCCCCAUCAUUUCUGAGUCAAACUGGGACACUGACAGUGAUGUCCACAGUGGACCACCUGUGCCACUACAGACAUAGUGAAUUAUGGACAAUAGAGAUUUCUGAAAAUUCUAUAUGUUUUGGUUACAAAAAAGAUAAACAU
Messenger RNA from Pocillopora verrucosa, 1260 nucleotides. NCBI's taxonomy places the organism in Eukaryota, Metazoa, Cnidaria, Anthozoa, Scleractinia, Pocilloporidae. The record is from RefSeq and is a predicted model, not a curated record.